UUCAGUUCGCAUUCAGUUUGUCAACGCGUCGCAUGCGUGUUCGUACGGGCAGUCCAGUCGCAGUCCCAGUCCCCCCAUCGUCGCAGUAAAUAUUUUUUCGGGAAAUUUCAACCCAAAACGAGCAGAAGAAGUGCCCCGUGCCAGAGUGCCAGAGUGUGUGAAGUGUACGAGCAUAUUACUGAAAUAUUCAGUUGCGAAAUUUCCGCUGUGAAAAACAUAAAAGAAAACUCACCCAGGAACAUGCCGUCCUACGGUUCAACAGGCUGCCUGAUGCUGGCUCUACUCUCCCUGCUGCUGUGCCUCAACGCAGCUUCUGGAGUUCUUCGCUGCUGGCGUUGCUCGACGGACGUCUCGAAUGGGGAGUUCUGCAACGAUCCCUUCCAGCCGGACAGCAUCUCGGAGCAGCAGCGCUACUGGAGCUACGUGAACUGCACCUACUCGGUGGGUGUGAAGUCGGUGAAUGCGCGUCCCGUGUGCAAGAAACUGGUGCAGGAAGUUUACGGCAAGCGGGUGAUUUCGCGUUCCUGUUUUUAUGAGGAUAUGGACGAUCCGGCAGACAAGUGCGCCAUGGACCAGACCUCGUCCUACAUCAAGACCGUCUACUGCCGCACCUGCACCACGGACGGCUGCAAUGGAUCUGGUGGCAUAUCGCCGCUGAUGGCUCUGCUGCUGCUGCCCCUGCUGGCGGCCCUGAGGCAGCUAUGCAAAUGAGCCCCAGGACUCCAGGGGGGUCGCUCUUAAUUACGGAUGUGCAAACUGAAUUGAAGCCAUUACAAGAUUUUCGGCGCGUUUUGCACAUUUGGGCUGCCCCGGAAUUAAGGAAAUUGAAUUUCUUCAUCGAGUUUUAUAGUCACUAUGCCACAUGCCACAUGCCACACACAGAUUCACAAAAUGCACGCAAACGUAGAGGGGUAGAGAUGUAUAUCUGUAUCUCCAGCACAUCGAGCCACAUUUGACGUCAUCAUCGAGGACUGCAUCAUGCACAAUACAUGUCACUUGGUCACCCUCUCAAUCAAUCAAUCAAUCAAUCCAACAAGCAAUCAGCUAAUCGUAGUCCCAACUAUUGUACACACCUCGAAUCACAUCAUACAACACACUCGAUCACACACACACACACACACACACACACACUUAACUUUGUUGUAAUUUGUAUGUAUGUACAUCUUUGUAAUACCUUUAAUAUUGUAUUUGUAAUUGAAAACGGAAAACGCGCGCACACGCACCCGUCACGCGGUUUGUGUGUGUGUGUGUCACGUAAACAAAAUAAAAUAAACCGUAAUUAGAUGGU
Molecule: messenger RNA, 1288 nt
Organism: Drosophila obscura
Lineage: Eukaryota; Metazoa; Arthropoda; Insecta; Diptera; Drosophilidae
Exons: 3
Coding region: 241-711 (156 amino acids)
Biological process (GO): positive regulation of voltage-gated potassium channel activity; sleep; regulation of synaptic transmission, cholinergic
Source: RefSeq, a predicted model, not a curated record